AUGGGUGGUGCCUCAAAUUCGUCCAGCUGUGUUCAAGCUACCUUGAAGAUGCUUUACUUUAUGUUAUUUUGUUGCUGCACCUGGUCUACAGCAAUGGUAUUGCCCACUGAGCCGUUGUUCAAUGUACAGAACGAAACACAUAGUAUUACGGACGAAGAAGAAGAUCGACGUCGUCGACGUCGUCGUCGUAUGCUCCAGGCCAAUCGUGAUAUGCUUACAUUAAUGGAAAAGCGAAAAAAAAGACUUAAAGCGAAUCUAAUCAAAGCGAAAAACAAUCAUUUCUCAUCCAAAACAGUUUAG
Messenger RNA from Brugia pahangi, 300 nucleotides. The record is from the annotation of a GenBank genome assembly. Lineage: Eukaryota; Metazoa; Nematoda; Chromadorea; Rhabditida; Onchocercidae.